This is a messenger RNA of Paramecium tetraurelia, 702 nucleotides long. RefSeq lists its product as uncharacterized. NCBI's taxonomy places the organism in Eukaryota, Ciliophora, Oligohymenophorea, Peniculida, Parameciidae. The record is from RefSeq and is a predicted model, not a curated record. The transcript is spliced from 2 exons.
AUGGAAUUAUUAAAUAAUGAGGAACGAGAAAUGUUGGCUAAAUACAAUAGAUAUUUGACAAAUGACAAAAUCCAAGAACCAUUGAAAUACUCAGACAUCUUCAUGGGUAAACAUGAUUUAAAUGACAUUCCUCAAAAGACAGAAGAAAAAAAAAUUCAAAAUUAAAAAUUACAAAUCAAAACUUCUUCUGCUAAUAAGCGAGAUUAAUUCAAAAAUAUUAUCAAUGAAUUGAAUAAUGUUCAAAGUAAAUAAUUAGAAAAUAUUUUCAAAAGCAGUUCUGUUUUCGAAGAAACAUAAAAAGAGAAGCAAUAUGAAGAAUGCGAAGUGCAAGUUUUCAAAGACACUACGCAAUAAAAAACUAAUAAGAAUUCUGACAGACCAGAGAAAUAACCAAAAUAAUCAAAAUCAUCGAAAUCAUUGUCGAAAGAGUAAAUCAAAAAGAAGCAGGAUAGUAAGCCCAAAAAGAAUAUGAACCCAUCGAAUUCGUAAACGACUAUAGAAAUCUAAUAGGAAUUCAAUGAGUAUGCUAACUAUUCUUAAAGUUUUAGGAAAUUGUUAUAAUAACUCAAUAAAUUGAUCUAGUUGAAGAAGGUUGAUAACAAAUUCUUUUUCAGCUUAAUUUCCAAACAUGUUAAUGAAUGCCCCUCCUUUGGAAAAAGACUGAAAGAGGAAAUUAAGGAGAUAUUAAAUUAAUUAUUAUGA